Molecule: messenger RNA, 526 nt
Organism: Agrilus planipennis (emerald ash borer)
Lineage: Eukaryota; Metazoa; Arthropoda; Insecta; Coleoptera; Buprestidae
Gene: Nplp3
Product: acanthoscurrin-1
Exons: 2
Coding region: 55-423 (122 amino acids)
Source: RefSeq, a predicted model, not a curated record
AUAUAUAUAAGACAAAAUAGUCCAAUAAGGUUUAGUUGUUUUAGAAGAUCUAAGAUGCUCAAAGCAAAAUCAAUUAUCCUCAUUGCACUGCUAGCCUUGGCAGCAGCUGCUCCAGCUCCUGAACCCAAACCAAUCAUUGGACACGCACUAUUAGGAGCCGGUUUAUUGGGAGCAGGAACUUUAGGCGCAGGAGCUGUCGGAGCUGGUCUUCUAGGAGCAGGCGUCCUUGGCGCAGGCGCUCUUGGUGCAGGUGCCCUUGGUGCGGGUGCACUCGCUGGCAAAGCUUUAGCCUACGGAGGAGGCUAUGGCCAUGGCCACGGUUAUGACUAUUACCCGUCCAGUUAUCACUACCACAAUUACUACCCUGUAGAAAACCAUUAUCACUCCUAUCCAGUAUAUGCAGACUCUUAUGGAUGGUGGUGAAAACGCCCAAUAGUAUUUUUGCGGUUUUUCAUUAAAUUAUUUUUGUUUCAUCUAUUCUAAUAAGUUAUUUCAUAUCGUUGUUAAAAAGAAAAUAUUUUCUCCA